This is a messenger RNA of Bacillus rossius redtenbacheri, 3437 nucleotides long. RefSeq lists its product as uncharacterized. Lineage: Eukaryota; Metazoa; Arthropoda; Insecta; Phasmatodea; Bacillidae. Gene Ontology annotation, biological process: male courtship behavior; sensory perception of taste; chemosensory behavior. The coding region runs from base 2045 to 3280 and encodes 411 amino acids. Gene Ontology annotation, cellular component: dendrite; axon; neuronal cell body. The transcript has 4 exons. The record is from RefSeq and is a predicted model, not a curated record.
GCCGGGUCGCGGGUUGCCUGCGGCGCAGUUGGGCGCGCGGCGCGAAUCUCUCCCGUCGGCUUGGCAGGCCUGGCGGCCGGACCAUGGCGGGGGGAGGGAGGGGAAGUCCCGACGUGUGUGUGCGAGCAUCGAGCGCCGCCAUGACAUCACGCAUCCGGCGGGCUCGCCGCCAGCUGCCAGCUGCCUGUCUCCUCUCGCGCCAUGUCGUCGCAGUCGUCGGCGUCGGCCAGCGCGUCGGCGGCCCAAAGCAGCAAGCGCGGCGCGGACCUGUGCAAGGAGUACGACUGCUUCGAGCGGGAGGCCGAGCUGUACCUGUUCACGCGCCCCGUCGACCAGAGGCUGCCCGACUCCGUCCAGUACCACCACUGGGCGCUGGUGUUCCACUUCGACGGCAACGACGUCAGGACCGUCGAAGGUUUUGGAGACGAAGAUGACAAUAUUUUGUUUGCACACUACACGAAGGAGAAGCCGAAAGAUGAAGGAAAGUACUUUGCUCUCGGCAAGGUACUAAGUUCACCUACCAAAGUCUUGGAGAUGGCCAAGUCGAACGAUUACAACUACAAGUCAUACACGGCCACCUGGCAGAACUGUCAGACGUGGGUGAAAUGGAUUGCCGAACAGCUGGGAGAAGAAGUUGUCAAAAAAAUUAACGACUUCAAAACUCUGAAACAGGCCAACCCCUUCGUAGCUAUAGCUGGAAAAAAGAUAUCUGUAGGAAGCAGGCAAUUGAGUAGCGCUUCUAAAAGCGUAAGUAAAUCUUCAUGAAUGCAAAGAGACAAUGCAAGUUUGUGUCUUAGAGCUGUGGUAUUUUUAGUUCUUAUGAUGAAAUUCAAUUUUAUUAUGUUAAUGCCAGAAAUGAAUGCUUUAUUAUUUUGUGCCAUGCCAACAUUUUUAGCUUUGAACUUUCGUUCACUCCGGAAAUGUAAUUUUUGACCUUAAUCGUAAUUAUAUAAAACUGUAUGGUGUUACACAUCUUCCUUAAUUAAUAAAGAUCCUACAUGAAUUUAGAAAGCUGGAAUUCUAGAGGUCUGGGUUAUUUCCAUCCAAAACCUGUAUACGAUACUAAUAUGCAAUUUUGUACAGUUAUAUGUUUUAAGGUCUCAAUUUUUAGAACAGAACUAAUUUGAAAAUAAAAAAUCUUUGGCAAAAAUUUAAAAAUGCUACACUUUAUGUUAGGACUACACUAAACAUUUUGGGAAUAUCAAAAUAAGCAUAAAUUUUAUUUGCGCUGAUUAAUGUGGACUUAAAAGUAAUGUAAACAUUUCUGCAAAUACUGAUUAAUAAGAAAGUUAGGUUUUUAGCUUUAAAAAAUAUAAUAUACAGCUCACUUACACACACACCCCUGAUUAUGCAUCUAUUUUCUUUGCAGCUGCAGAAGAUCAUUCGCAGGGGAUUUUCAGGUGCUGGUAUCAUUUUAUUUAUGGUGGUAUGAAAAGACACACUUACCACCAAAAUAAUUGUGUUUUUCUGAUGACCUAGUCACUUCUGGAUGUUCAGAUAUCAUCAAGUAUAAAUUCUUUUGGCAGGUAGAAUUUGUAGAAGGCAGUGUUGGCGAUUCAAUUAAAGUAGUGUUAAUUUAUUUGCAACGAUCAUUCUAUUGGCUUAGACCUGAGGUUAAUUAUGAUAAUAUAAUAAGUUUGGUUUUCCGUUGCACAUGUCAGUGACAAAAUCACUAAAAUACUAACAGUUUUUUCAUGUACCUUUCCGCCAUUUACAGAGAUGACAUUCCAUGCAGAUUCGUUUUCUGGAUGCAGCUCAUACAGUACCUGGCUCAGAGAAAACAAAUUAUUUACUAAUGCUCAAUGCAAAUCUUCAAGAGGAUGACUACUUAUUCGCUCCACUUGAAUAGGUGGUUAUCGAGCAGAACAGGACAAGGCAGCUUACUGGCUGUUCAAGCUGAAAACAUCUGAAUGAAGAGCCGCACACUGCACUAACUGCAGUCGCUGCACCAGAAGCUGCAGUUGGAGCAGCUGUGGCGGCUGCAGAUGCUGAAGAGAAGCGCCCUGCCAGUGAGGGACGAGAUGAAGAACUUCAAGCAGUAUUGAUGGAGCCUUGUGUCGGAGAUAUGACUCCUAUUAUCCUGCGUGCCAUCUGCUGGGCGCUCGGGCUUGAGACGUUCACUGUCUCAGUGUCUGGAAGAAGCCCGAACGCUGUCGAAGUGCACUUCAAGCGAUCUGCACCAGCUUCAGUUUACAGCGGGCUCGUCAUCGCUUCCCAAACUGUGUUCUGGGCCCACAGAUUGGCAUACUACGUAGGUCAAAACUGGACCGACGUAGAAUUCACCUGGUCGUCUUCGUCGUUGGUUACAGCAUUGUACGUGGCCACCUUGACUAGUUUGGUGGGCAUGAAUAUCAACUACGGCCACAGGCGGCAGAUAGUGCAAACUCUCUGCCAUGUUGACCAGGGAUUAGGUCCAAACCUUCGUAAUUACGGCGGGAGCAGAAAUUUAACAAAGAUGACCACAAUCUUUCUUUCUUAUUUCACAAUUCAAGGUUUUAUGGAACUAUGGGUGCUGUGGCUGCAAUCAUAUUUGUUUACACUCAUUAACGUCGCAUGCUUUAUCAUAUAUCACCUGAUCUUUGUGACUGUUUCGCUGAACUACACGUGUUGGGUUCUUCUUGUGAAGCAGCGUCUCGUAAUCUUGAACAGGGAACUGGGGAACGUAAGUAGCAAUUUUUCAUUACACAAUUUUUUGCGGGAGUUUGAACCAACAACGCGCAUCACAAGGAUAAAUGUUUUACACAAUGUGUCCUUAGGAACUCACAACUUACAUUCUGCAGCUCGAAUCUUAAGUAUAAGAGUUACUUAUGAAAAACUCUGCAAAAUUAUAGACCUGAUAAACGUUGCGUAUGGAAUUCAAGUUCUUUCUCUUAUACUGGCCGUUCUUGUGGUAAUCACAAAUGGAAUUCAUCUCGGAGUAUACAUAAAAUUUAAUUACCCAAACACAUCGUUUUCAAUGUUUUAUGUCUUCAUCUCCCGGUCUAUGUUGUAUUUGUCUGCAAUGGUUCGCGUCAUCUCGAGCUGUCACGGCGCCAACUUGGAGGUUUCGCGCACAGUGGAUAUCAUCCAGGAUUUUCUUUCUGGAGGUACACUCGACGAAGAUAUCACAGAGCAACUGAAGAGUUUCCACCAUCAGAUCUCAAGUAGAGACGUUUCUCUCAGCGCUGGCAACUUCUUCAAAAUUGACUACAUUUUAUUUGGUUCCAUGGUAAUUUCUGGUUUAAAUUACUUAAUUAUUCUUUUUCAAAUGACUUUUUCAAAAGUAAAUAAAAAACCUUAGAAGAAAAAUUAUUCCUUAUGCACAUAACGAAAUUUUAUAUGAGUUGAAGUUUACAUGUAUUAAAAGUUAAUAGCACACAUGAUUAUCACAUGCAAGAGAAACGCCGUAAAGCCACUCAAGUAUAAUUUAAUAGAGGUGUACUUUUAGAAAAGUUAAU